AUGAAAAAGCUGCGGGUACAUUCCAGCUCCAACCGAAAACGGGUGGCAACUUUGAAAACAGAGAAAUCUUAAUUCCUUUUGGUGUUUCAGAUAUAUGGACAUUGACAACAAAAACAACGGCAAAGCUAAUCACUGCGUUUAUAUCAGUUUUGACAACAACGAUUCAUUAAUCUUCUCCUUCAUCAACUACCUCAAAGCUACUUUCAACCGCCAUGGGGUUUAUCAGCUGGACGAUCAGAGAGAUCGAUUCGCUGAGAAAAUUAGGGCUCUCGUGGUGGUUUUCUCCAAGAACUACACGUUCUCUGCGCCGGAAAAUCUUGUGAAUAAUCUCAACAAGAAAGACCUUGUGGUGGUUCCUGUCCUCCGUGGAGGGACGGUAUCAUCCAUGCUCGAUCAGAUGACUAUGUGGCCACAGAUUUUACUAGAUUCAGUAGUAUUACCUGGUCACGUAUAUACUGAAAAACAAAGUGAACCCGAAUUCAUGGACGCAAUCGCGAGGGAUGUGUUUGAGAAGCUCUAUCCAACGGAAGGGAUUGGGAUCCACAAGCGGCUAGAGGAAAUAGAAAACUUGCUAUGCGAACAACCGUGGGGCGUCCGAACUCUAGGCAUUUUUGGUAAGCCAGGCAUUGGCAAGACGACUCUGGCUACAACCGUCUUCAACCAUAUGUCUGGUGGUUACGAUGAGGCUUGCCUCAUCAAAGAAUUUCACACAAAAUAUAACGGUGAGUCUUUGGAUCCAGAAUACUUCAGCGAGACUCCAAUGGAAAAGUUCGACCUAAAUAGUUCUGAUUUAGAGCCGAGCCACCGCAAGAAAAGGGUUCUUGUUGCCCUAGACGACGUGCGAAAUGCUCGUGAGGCAAAGUCGUUUCUUGGUGGAUUUGACAAGUUUGGUCUAGGGAGCUUGAUCAUCAUAACCUCCAGUAACGAACAAAUUCUUAAGGAGUGCGAGAUGGAUGUGGUGUAUGAGCUUAAAGGUCUUGAUGAUGAAGAUGCUCUGAAGCUAUUCACAAGGUCUGCCUUUGGAAAAAAUGUUGUAGAAAAGAAUCUUUUGGCCUGGUCAAUGAAAGAGAUUGAAUGUUAUGAUGGGAACCCGCGUGACAUUCGCUCACACGCGAGCAAGACAAUGGUAGAAAUGGAACCGGUACUGCCUGAUGAUGUUUGCGAAGUAAUCAUUACUAAUGGCCAUGACGUAUCUUGUGACAUUGCGAAAAACACAUGUGUGCGGAUUAGCCCCUAUGAAGAAGACGAUGAGCCGCAAGAAAUUAAGGAGUUCCCAUCAGAUCCAAAUGAUGUUCUGGCCACUAGAGAUACCAUAAUGCUGACCGCAAGAGACAUGUACACCGAACACGAAUUUCGAUCUUAUUCCCGGAAGAACCCAGGAUUUGGCCUUUACAACCGCAUCUCAAAGUCUCUGCCUACUUACCGAUUGGACUAUAACUAUGUGAUGAGAUCCUUGUCCGAACACUUACAUCGAAAACACCAUGUUCUACUACACGGAUUUGCUAGCCAGCUUCAGAAAAUCAGUCAAAGCUUUUCAAACUCACGCGACCACGAUCUGCUAGAGCAACAUCUCCAAGGUCUCCUUAUUCUCUCUGGUGGUUGCAAUAUAGUCAAACGUUGUAUUGAUGUUGUACGGAAACAGAGAGAAUUGAAUCUUAAAGGGUUAUAUGGCACAAGAGAAAAAAGAUCUCGCACUACUGAAUUAUUGAAGAUUAAACUUGAACGAGAUCAAGCUAAUGGCAUGCGUCAGUAUAUAUCGAAUUAAAAUUCAAGUUUGGAAAAACCAAAAAAAAAAAAAAAAAAACAUGUGCAUACAACAACUUCUGUAUAUCAUUGUAAUUAACAUAGAUUGAUGUAUAUCAAUAAGUUGUAUAACAUGUAAAAUCAUUUAUGUUUAAUUAUAUCUAUAUUUUUAUUAAACGAAACAUUUUCGAGA
This is a messenger RNA of Thlaspi arvense, 1936 nucleotides long. NCBI's taxonomy places the organism in Eukaryota, Viridiplantae, Streptophyta, Magnoliopsida, Brassicales, Brassicaceae. The record is from the annotation of a GenBank genome assembly.